UAAAUAGUCUCACUCAAUCUUCAGCUCCCUGCACGGGCUGGCAACCCCGUGGAGAGGGGGAGUGUUUAAAGCAGCGAAUCAGAAGACGUCCCCCAAUUCAAGUUAGAAACGAAGAUUGGGUGUAAUUUCCAGUGUUUUGCGCUUUGCGCGCCCGGAGUUACGGGAAUGAAUAGUACGGGAAUGAAUUAAAUAGUACGGGAAUGAAUUAAACAAUGGGUUUUUUAUUUAUGUACGUAAUACUGCACAAAUGCGCAUGGUAGCGUUUUACAUGCUUAAAAGGCAGAAGUCGAAAGAAUACAUUAUCGUCCAUAACUUUAACGACUUGCGGAAAGCGCUAAUCACUGUUUGCAAUAAACGAUGUUUGGCGGUGACCCCCGGCAGUCCAGACUCCACUCCAGGCAACAGGACCGCGCUACCACCGAAGGGUGUUGUGACCCGGCAGUGUUACCGUAACCGGCGUAACGUUACCAAGGUAAAAUGAAAGGUACCGUAUUUGCAAUUAUGGCACACAGAAUGAUAUCUUUUGACAUAGGGAAAGCAUUCUCAGUUAUCUUUCGCUAUGCUUAUGGUGCAGAAUUUGUUGGACACUUAUAAUCACCGAUAAUUGGAAGUUUGUGAGGGUUGUUGCUUGCAACCCAGACGUGAUGCUUGUUGCGGCGGCGGUAAACGUAGAGCUCCUGCCACUGCUCCAGCUGGUGUUGUGGAUGGCAUAAUUUGGAAAGGAUAUUUUCGCUUCAUAGGUAAAAUAUAUAAGUGACUCAAGUGAGUAAUUGAAUUUGUGUAAAUAAAGUUAAGUCAAAUGCCUAAAAUAUGGUGGUACAUCGUAGUCUGUCACCGAGAGUCAUGCCGACGCCCGACGGUCCGAUAGCGGGGUUUGAUUGGCUGGCAUGAGGUAGAGAGUGCCAUUUACAGUUUAUAUGCCAGUGCCGGUGCGUACCGGCGAUCGAAUGCAACGGUUACAGAUUUCGAAAAGAUUUCAAUGGAGAUGAAUAUGAUCACACUCCGUGGUUCACGACCAACAAACGGACACCGUCGCAAACAGGCACUGAUAUUUUUUUAAGCUGAUCAGAUCUCAACAAUUCGCUAUGCAUCAUACCGAGGUGACGAGCGAUGCGUGAAUUGCCCAAGUAAUCAGCAGAUUAUCCUACUCUGUCGCAUCCGGUGUCCACGUUGUACGUGUGUAUGUGAUCCCGAGUUGAACAGAACCCAGAGGGGAUCCUGGCGUGGAGAAAUUCACUAACCAUUUUGGAUGGGAACUGAAACCGGCACAUUUUUGCAUAAUACGACGCUACUGCAGUAAAUUAUGGAUCCCACAUGGACAGCCAUGAUUAUAUUUUACUGUCUGCUGUUCUCCGUGGCCUUACUCCUAUGCGUUUGUCUGUGUAUCAUGUGCAAACGGAAGAAACGACGAACGCAGGAUGUCGGCCGGAUACUUCAAGGAGUUGCGGCAAUGGAAAGCCGGCUGCAGUUAACCAGGAAUCGGUCAGAUUCCAAUGCGUGCCCGGGCGGUGAAUGCGCGUUAGCCAGCGAUCCUGAGAGCGGAAGCAGCCGUAAUACAGAAGUUACUGGAGAUGCAGCAAGAUUAAGUGCGGGAGCAGCGGGACAAACAAAUGCAGCUUUUGUGCCGGAUGCUAGCGGUCUACCGCCGGAGUACGAAGAGGCACUGAAAAGCAAAUAUCUGAAGGUGUAUCAGCCAAUUUAUCCGUCUCUCUCUACCACCAAUGAACAAUCAUCAUCGGCUGGCAGCGCUUCCUCCAGCGCCGGGCGUCGUGAAGAUAGCGAUAUCCGGUCAGUGUCCGGAGAAAGUCCACCGCCGCCAUAUGACACGUGUGUGUCUCGCAAUAACAUUGAUGCGUUAGGAUAUUUUUCCUAAGAUGAUUCUUUCCAUUUUUAUAUACCAAAGUUGUCCUUGGACGAUCUGUCGUAGAAAUUGUGAACUCUUGUUGUGAUCACCCGGCAGUUGCGCUAUGCUGAAUAUUAGCACUGCCCGGCUCGUUUUGUAGCCGCUUGCAACUGCUGUUGUUGUUGUUUGUCAUAAAAAACUGUU
Paramacrobiotus metropolitanus is the source of this 2047-nucleotide messenger RNA. RefSeq lists its product as uncharacterized. The record is from RefSeq and is a predicted model, not a curated record. The coding region runs from base 1304 to 1873 and encodes 189 amino acids. NCBI's taxonomy places the organism in Eukaryota, Metazoa, Tardigrada, Eutardigrada, Parachela, Macrobiotidae. The transcript is spliced from 4 exons.